AUAAAAACCGUGACAUUUAAAUUUAUAUCAAUUAAUUCAUUGGGUGUCCCAUUGUCAUUAGGCAACCAUCCAACUGUUCAGCUGUUUUGGCAGCUUUGUACGUAUUGCACUGACCGCCCAUUGCCCAUUCCGACGAGUGAACAUUUAGCCAGAGGAAAAGAGUGGAAAUAUUGGGUCACUUCUCGUCACUUGAAUACAUCUUGGAGUUUGGAGUUUAAACCAACAACAGAAAAUACCCUUCGAAAAUGUCGUCGCUCACUAAAGGAAUAUUUAUCGUCGCUGCCAAGCGCACUCCUUUUGGCACUUAUGGAGGCAAAUUUGUGAACAAGAGUGCCGCUGAUCUCCAGGAAGUAGCUGCCAAGGCUGCCCUGGCCUCUGGCAACAUAAAGCCUGAUUCCAUCGAUCAUGUCAUUGUUGGAAACGUUCUUGGUGCCACCUCCACGGACUCGAUCUACUUGUCCAGACACGUGUCUAUUCGAGUUGGAAUCCCCAUUAACAAGCCAGCACUCACCGUUAACCGACUGUGUGGCUCUGGAUUCCAAUCGAUUGUCAAUGGAGCACAAAACAUUGUGCUUGGAGAUUCGUCUGUAGUUCUGACUGGCGGAGUCGAUAACAUGAGCCAGUCGCCCCACAUUGUGCGCGGAGUCCGCUUUGGAGUUCCUCUGGGCGUCUCACCCGUCCUUGAGGACUCUCUUUGGGCUGGUCUGACUGACUCGUACUGCAAGAUGCCCAUGGCCAUCACUGCCGAAAACUUGGCUGACAAGUACAAGAUCAGCAGAGAGGAAGUCGAGCAAUUCGCUCUCUCGUCCCAGUCCAAGUGGAAGAACGCCCACGACAAUGGCUACUUCAAGGAAGAAUUGGCCCCAGUCAGUGUAAAGGUCAAGGGCAAGGAAGUGAGCAUUGAUUUUGAUGAGCACCCCAAGCCUGCCACAACCAAAGAGGGUCUCGCAAAGCUCCCGUCCAUCUUCAAGAAAGGUGGUGUCGUCACUGCUGGAACUGCAUCUGGUGUUUGCGAUGGUGCUGGAGCCGUUGUCCUUGCCAGCGAGGAGGCUUGCUCCAAGCUAAACUUGAAGCCACUUGCUCGACUUGUGGGCUACAGUGUUGUUGGUGUCGAGCCAAGCAUCAUGGGCAUUGGCCCUGCUCCUGCUAUCAGCAUGCUCCUCGAAAAAGCCGGAAAAUCUCUCUCUGACAUUGACCUCAUUGAGAUCAAUGAAGCCUUUGGUGCCCAAACUCUUGCCUGUGCCAAAGAACUGAAACUGGACACAAGCAAGUUGAACGUGAAUGGAGGUGCCAUUGCCCUAGGUCACCCACUGGCUGCCUCUGGAUCAAGGAUUACUGCUCAUCUUGUUCAUGAACUCAGGAGAAGGAAGGCCAAGUUGGGAAUUGGAUCAGCCUGCAUUGGUGGCGGACAAGGCAUCGCCCUGCUCAUCGAGAGCAUUCACUAAAAUUUUGGAGCGUCGAAUAUAGUGUCUAAUUCAUGGUCAUGUUUUAAGACUGCAUGUUAUAUUUUCCACUUAUAUUUCUUGCGUGAGGCAAAUGCCCAUCUGAAAGUUAUAAUUUGCAAGGUGGAGGCCAAUUUUAAUAAAAUUUUCAAUAUGUUAUAUUUCUAAAUAAAAA
Molecule: messenger RNA, 1617 nt
Organism: Neocloeon triangulifer
Lineage: Eukaryota; Metazoa; Arthropoda; Insecta; Ephemeroptera; Baetidae
Gene: yip2
Product: 3-ketoacyl-CoA thiolase, mitochondrial
Exons: 9
Coding region: 246-1445 (399 amino acids)
Biological process (GO): fatty acid beta-oxidation
Molecular function (GO): acetyl-CoA C-acetyltransferase activity
Source: RefSeq, a predicted model, not a curated record